Messenger RNA from Funneliformis geosporum, 687 nucleotides. The record is from the annotation of a GenBank genome assembly. Lineage: Eukaryota; Fungi; Glomeromycota; Glomeromycetes; Glomerales; Glomeraceae.
AUGAGUGCUCGACCUCCGUUCCCACCAACCUUAACAGCAAGGGAUCUAAUACCGGCGGAGAUUAAUAAUGGGAUAGAGGCGGUGCGGACAGCGAAUGCAUUUAUAGCAUAUCGCAUGGCACUGGUAAGAGAAUUAAAAUUACAACGCGUUCCCUGUCAUCGAUCAAACGUUUCUUCUCAUGCAAGCCGUCUGUGGGCGGAAGAACCUGAAGAAGUUAAAGACGUUUAUAGGAAAAUGGCAACUGACGCACAGUUGCUGUAUAAUAAAACUAGAGGAAUAACAUUUCUCUACGAACAACCCAUUCCGAAUGGAAAAUGUAAAAUAGAAAGUGAAACACAGUCUUCCUCAACACAAGUUUUUGAGGAAAAAAUUCUUUCAACAAAAAAUCCGCAAUAUGAAGCACCAACGCAACAAGGAAAUUUCAUGUUAAACCCUCCUCCUCCCUCCGUUUUGGAUCAAGAACAAUCGAUGUACUACGAUAAUUCCGUUGAAUCCUCAUCGAAUGUUUCGGUUCCCUCGAAUAUUCCAACAUUCGAUCAUAAUCUAGCCGGUCUAAAUUCCUUUGGUGAAAACGUCUUUGAGAAUACCAGAAAUGCUGAACUUGAACAACGAAUACAAGUAUUGGAAAAUCAGUUGGCAUUUUUUUAUCAAAUGUACUUUGGUGGAUAUAAUAAUUAUCCUGCAUAA